CUAUACUAUAAUAGACGAGCUUUGUUUCUUGAACGUCUCCGGACGCGUCGUCAGUGAGGGAAGUUUCCGAGCCCGAGAAGCAGUUCUGUUUAGGAGAGACGCGACGUUGGAUCAAAUGUUUGGUUCGCGGUAGAAAUCAUGUACCUGCUGCAGCGUGCCCGCGGACCACCAUGCACUGGAGAAGCCACGUCUCCGGCCUCGCGUUCAGCUUCCUUUUCGUUGCGUCCUGUUUCACGAAUAAGUUUGUCCUCUCCGUGUUGAAAUUCACCUACCCAACUUUAUUCCAAGGAUGGCAGACCCUCAUCGGAGCUGUCCUGCUCCUGCUGUCAGCAAAGCUGGGCUGGGUGGAGAUGAGUCGCGUCCCCAGGUCGGCCGCUCUCUCCUGGCUCCCGGGCUCGCUCCUGUUCGUGGGCAACAUUUACGCAGGGUCCAGGGCCUUAUCGCGCAUAGACAUUCCGUUUUUCUUCACUCUUCAGAAUUCCUCCCAUGUCGUCACUUACGUAAUCGUCCGGCUCUUUCACAGAGAGAAGACGCAGUGGCUCAAAGUCGGCGGCCUUUGCCUCCUGCUGCUGCCGGCCGUCUACCUCCCCCUGUGUGACCCUCAGGUAACAGUCGUCCGUAAAGCAGCUGGUGGUCCCAUGCCGACGGCGCCUCUUAUCCGGUCACUCUCCACGCUUUCUUCACAGUUUGACCACGGCGGCUACCUUUGGGCUCUGUGCCAUCUCGCCUGUGUUGGUGCAUACAGGGUGUUUCAGGUUCACCACAAGUCCCCCAGUCUAAGUGACAUUGAGCAGCAUUGCAUCAACUACUUGUUCAGCGUGCUGCUGCUGGGUCUUGCCGCCCAUCCAACAGGUGACUUCACGGCUGCCUUGGAGUUCCCCUCUCUUCAGUCCCACACCUUCCACUGUGGCUGCUGUGCCAGUGCUUUGCUGGGCUUUCUGCUACUGCUGGCCACCGCCAGGCUAAAACGCGGCCUGUCCCUUGAGCACUUUAGGGUUUGGCGUUUGCUAUCAAAGGUCACAGCGGUGGUCCUCUCUCCUUUGGUCUUCCACAUGGACGUGAACUCCGCGUCUCUGCUUUGUGUGACUGUCAGCCAUAUCGGAGAAUCGCUGCUGUUGUAUUUGGACAGAGGAUCUCCACCAUAAAGGCCAAACCUGCACUUCUUAUGAGAGAUUGUUUUUCUAUUUUACAUUUCUUGUCUGUUUUCUGACAAUCUGAAUGAAUAAAGGUCUGUUGUUCAUGUCGCUCA
Molecule: messenger RNA, 1249 nt
Organism: Fundulus heteroclitus (mummichog)
Lineage: Eukaryota; Metazoa; Chordata; Actinopteri; Cyprinodontiformes; Fundulidae
Gene: slc35d4
Product: transmembrane protein 241
Exons: 14
Coding region: 171-1145 (324 amino acids)
Cellular component (GO): Golgi apparatus
Molecular function (GO): antiporter activity
Source: RefSeq, a predicted model, not a curated record